GCUUAUAGAAAACACAAAACAGAGUGCUCUCGUUUCUACUCCCAAAACGCAAGCUGCAGUGUCGUUUUGAUUCCGAGAUUGUGGAGAAGCAGAUCAACUUUGAGAAUCUAAUCAUAGACCAAGAAGGGAAAAUGGGUGCUUAUAAGCAGAGCUCUAAGGGGGUUUCACAGCCUCUGGAUAGUUCUAAGAAGCGGCGGCGAAGUAAGAAGGAUGGAGCUAGUAUUGAGGAGACUCUGAAGAGGUGGAAAGAGUAUAACAAUCAGUUAGAGGCUAAAGUUCGUAAGGUUCAGGCGAAGGGGUCGAAGAAGGGGUGCAUGAAGGGUAAAGGAGGGCCGGAGAAUCAGAGGUGUAAUUACAGAGGUGUUAGGCAGAGGACGUGGGGGAAGUGGGUUGCGGAGAUUCGAGAGCCGAAUAAAGGAAGUAGGCUUUGGUUGGGUACUUUCCCCACUGCUGAGGCUGCUGCGCUUGCUUAUGAUGAAGCCGCAAGAGCCAUGUAUGGUGCCACUGCUCGCCUUAACCGGCCUAGUGUGAACAAUCAGAGAAAUUAUGCGUGUUCUUGGAGUGAAUUGUCGCAUGAGACUUCGUCGGUUUCAGGGGGUGCUUCUGUGGCAAGACAAGGGUGCUGUGAAUCUACGGCGUUGUUGAGUCAGUCUGUUAAAUCCGAGGUGUGUGCAGAGGAGGAGUCCUGUAUGAAAACCGAGGAUGGCGAGGGUGAAUCGAUAAGUUAUACUUGGCCGAAUUCAUUUACUCAACCCGGUGCGUCUGAUAAUACAGGGGAUUUAGAGGUGAAGAGUGAAGUCCCUGUGGACAACAUUUACACAGAUCAACCUGGUGUCCCAGAGGAGGCACAAGAUUGGAUUUGCGGAGGUGGCUUUGAUGUGGAUUACUUGAAGCAGUUUUCGGUGGAUGAGCUUAUCUAUGUAGAUGAUCUUUGUGGCCCUUCGGAGGAUAACAUCCCUGCUUUGAGACAUCAGGAAGAGUCGAGCUCCAAUGUUGGUCAUUAUCAGUUCACAGACAUGGCUUCUAGUGAGGGCGCCACACCAUCGGAUUCAUCAAUCCAGUUGCAGCACAUGGACCAGGAAGUUUCUGUUGCUGACUAUGGCUUUGAUUUGCUGAAUCAUCAGAUGCAGGAGAAUAACGUUGGAGUAGAUAAUCACGGAUACUUCAGGAUGGAUGAUUUUGAUUACGGCUUCACUGGUGGAGCAAGCUAUGGGAGCUGAUGAGGAAGCGUCAAAUGCUACAGCUGUGCUGUUGCUUAGUUCCAUGUCAUGUGAUGAUGAUGGGUUCCAGUAGAGUUGUGGUACUGUUUGUUGAGUGAACUGUUUCCUUUUGUCAUAGCUCGUUCUCUUAUAGAUUUUUAGACGAGAGAAUGUAGCAGUGACGAUUUUUCCUGUUCUCAUCUGUGGACAAGUUGCCUUGACUAUGAUCUAUAAACUAGCCCAUGAAUUGAUU
Messenger RNA from Argentina anserina (silverweed cinquefoil), 1452 nucleotides. Its product is annotated as dehydration-responsive element-binding protein 2A-like. The transcript has 2 exons. Gene Ontology annotation, molecular function: transcription cis-regulatory region binding; DNA-binding transcription factor activity. NCBI's taxonomy places the organism in Eukaryota, Viridiplantae, Streptophyta, Magnoliopsida, Rosales, Rosaceae. Gene Ontology annotation, cellular component: nucleus. Gene Ontology annotation, biological process: positive regulation of DNA-templated transcription; response to stress. The coding region runs from base 132 to 1220 and encodes 362 amino acids. The record is from RefSeq and is a predicted model, not a curated record.